GAGCACAUUUUGAAGCUUCCUUAACAAUGGAGGCAUUAACACACCUAAGCUUUGGCAUUUGUACUGCACGCCUUUCACCACCAUAUCAACUAGCCGGCGGCGUCGGUAAGAAGCCGCCGAGACUCAAUGCUGUUACCGGAGGAGCUAGUAGUGUUACCGGUGGAACAAGUAGUGUACCGACGAACUUCUCCGCCAGUAAAUGGGCGGAUCGUCUUCUCGCCGAUUUCCAAUUCCUUCCUUCCACCACCACCACCUCCGACUCAUCGGAUUUCCAGAAUUCAACUUCUACAACCUCUGUUACGACUAUUCCUCCUCCCGUUGCUCCUUCAGACCGCCACAUUUCAAUGCCUAUAGACUUUUAUAGAGUGCUUGGUGCUGAAGCUCACUUCCUCGGUGAUGGUAUCAGGAGAUGCUACGAUGCUAGAAUUACUAAGCCGCCGCAGUACGGGUACAGUCAAGAGGCAUUGAUUGGCCGACGACAGAUUCUUCAAGCUGCUUGUGAAACCCUUGCUGACUCUACCUCUCGUAGAGAAUACAAUCAAGGCCUCGCUCAGCAUGAGUUCGAUACUAUUCUAACUCCGGUCCCCUGGGAUAAAGUUCCGGGAGCAUUGUGUGUUUUGCAAGAAGCUGGUGAGACUGGAGUAGUUCUUCAGAUUGGGGAAAGCUUGCUGAAAGAGCGGUUGCCAAAGUCAUUCAAGCAAGAUGUGGUCUUAGCUAUGGCACUCGCAUAUGUUGACCAUUCGCGAGAUGCGAUGGCACUUUCGCCUCCUGAUUUUGUUCAAGGUUGUGAACUGCUUGAAAGAGCACUUAAGCUGUUGCAGGAAGAAGGUGCAAGUAAUCUUGCCCUUGAUCUGCAAUCCCAGAUAGAUGAGACAUUAGAAGAGAUAAAUCCACGCUACGUACUUGAACUUCUAGCUUUUCCUCUUGGUGAUGAAUACCGAAUGAAAAGAGUAGAGGCUCUUCAAGGUGUGCGCAACAUUUUGUGGGCUGUUGGAGGAGGAGGAGCAGCUGCAAUUUCAGGGGGGUUCACACGAGAAGAUUUCAUGAAUGAGGCCUUCCUACGGAUGACAGCUGCUGAGCAGGUGGACCUCUUCGUCGCAACGCCAAGUAACAUUCCUGCAGAAAGCUUUGAAGUUUACGGGGUGGCGCUUGCACUUGUUGCUCAAGCUUUUGUGGGAAAAAAACCUCAUCUCAUUCAAGAUGCUGAUAACCUUUUUCAGCAGCUUCAGCAGACCAAAGUUACAGCUUACGGCAGUUCUGUGUCUGUAUACACUGUUAGAGAAAACCGUGAAAUAGACUUCGCUUUGGAGAGGGGCCUUUGUUCACUGCUUGUUGGAGAAGUCGAUGGAUGUCGCUCUUGGUUGGGCCUAGACAGUGAGGACUCCCCUUAUAGAGAUCCAUCUAUAGUGACUUUUGUUGCAGAACACUCAAAGGACGACAACGAAAAUGAUCUGCUCCCUGGACUAUGUAAGCUUUUGGAGACCUGGUUGAUGGAAGUGGUCUUUCCCAGAUUUAGAGAGACAGAAGAUGUCACUUUUAAGCUUGGUGACUAUUAUGAUGACCCUACUGUUUUAAGAUAUUUGGAAAGGCUGGAAGGUGGUGGUGCUUCACCUUUAGCUGCUGCUGCAGCUAUUGCAAGGAUUGGAGCUGAAGCUACAGCUGUGCUUGAUAGUGUUAAGGCUAGUGCAAUUCAGGCACUGCAGAAAGUUUUUCCUGCUGGGGACGGGGAAGGCAGUGUAAGACGAUAUGGUGACAAUGAGAUGAACGAAUUUGAUAUUGCUAAGCCAUUUGAGGAUCUUGAAGAACUCCGUGAUCAAAAUAACUUUAUUACGACUGUUGGGGAUCCUGAGAGAAAGAGUUCUAACUAUCAAGAGCAAGAUGUGAUAACUGACAGAAUAAAAGAUGCAAGUCUGAAGAUUAUGUGUGCUGGAGUAGCGGUUGGUUUCUUUACUUUGGUUGGAUUGAAGCUUUCUUCCUUUAGACAUGGGUCUUCAGUUCAACAUUGUGCUAGUGCUACUGGUUCAGCCAUUGCCUCGGAUGUCAUCAAUGUGGAAAUUUUAUCUGCUACUGCAGAUACCUCUGCCUCACCAGUUGAAAAUCCUCUUGAGGUUCCUAGAAUGGAUGCAAGACUUGCAGAAAGUAUAGUUCGGAAGUGGCAGAAUAUCAAAUCCCAGUCUCUUGGAACCGAUCACUGUCUCAACAGAUUGUCAGAGGUUUUGGAUGGUCAGAUGCUGAAGAUUUGGACAGACCGUGCAAGAGAAAUUGCGCAGCAUGGUUGGUUUUGGGAGUACAAGCUUUUAAACCUUGCCAUUGACAGUGUAACUGUCUCAGCUGAUGGCCGACGUGCUACUGUGGAAGCUACUCUAGAGGAAUCAGCAAGUUUAACUGAUGUAGCCCAUCCAGAGCACAAUGACUCAUACAGUACUACCUAUACAACUAGGUACGACAUGUCCUGGGCAAACUCCGGUUGGAAAAUUGUGGAAGGAGCCGUUCUUAAAUCGCGAUAAUGGAUGUAUAUGUUGACAAAGUUUCAUGUAAAGUGCAUCUUUUUGAUUAUUUUGCUUUACUUUCAAAGUCAGGUAAAUGGUUAGUUUCGGCUAAUUAUAAUGUACCUUGUUUGGAUCAAAGAAUUGUUGAGUGUAGUCGAAAAAAAUGAUCAGGAUUCAUCUCGAGUUAAAUGCUAUAAUGAACAAAGGUUAUCGUUGCCGAA
Messenger RNA from Solanum lycopersicum (tomato), 2710 nucleotides. RefSeq names its product Hop-interacting protein THI044. NCBI's taxonomy places the organism in Eukaryota, Viridiplantae, Streptophyta, Magnoliopsida, Solanales, Solanaceae. Gene Ontology annotation, biological process: chloroplast fission. Gene Ontology annotation, cellular component: chloroplast inner membrane. The record is from RefSeq and is a predicted model, not a curated record.